UAUUAUGAUUCAAAUUGUUUACAAAUUAAAUUUUUCAGCUUAUUUUCAAUUAAUUUGAUCAUUCAUCUUUAAUCAAUGUGAAUCGAUUAAAUCAAUUGAUCAUCAAGAUGACUGUAUCGAAUUUAUCGAGUCAAUUAAUUGUUCCGAUAACAUUAUGGGGAUCAAAAUCGCCCACACAUUGUGUUUCGACUAUUAUUAUGACCGAAGAUUAUCAUACAAUCAUUACUGGCUGUAAUGAUGGACAGAUUUGUAUCUGGGAUUAUUCAUAUGAAAAUGAUUCGUUGACACCUCGAAGUCUAUUAUUCGGACAUUCGUUAGCAGUUUUAUGUUUAGCUAAUGGAAAACAACAAAAUGAUAUUAUGCAUUUUGUUAGUUCAUCAGAAUCUGGUGAAAUGUCAUUAUGGGAUCUUUCCGAUUCACGAUGUAUUGAAACGGUAAAACAUCAAUAUAUUCAUACAAACAUUCAGACAUAUGUGAUGAAUGAUGAUGAAGUUCGAUUUUUUUGCAAUGGCUAUUAUUCUGAAAUAUUUAUUAUUGAUGGUUUAACAUUGGAAACAUUGUUUACAUUGAAUUCAAAAUUAAAUCCUGAUUGGAUUUCUGCUAUCCAUGUACUUCGUUCGCCUAAAACUCAAGAUGAUGUAAUUAUCGGUCUUUCCAUUGCCGGUAUAAUGAAAGUAUGGACAUUAAGUGGUCAUGAAAAACGAUCUUUAGAACCGAUUUAUGAGAAUGAAUCAAAACCAAUUCGUUGUGCUAAUGCAACACAACUAACAUGUUGUGUUUAUAAUCAGCGAACAUUAUUAAUCAUUUCACCAAAAUAUUGGCAAAUCUAUGAUGUUGGAGAUUUUGCCCAAUUAUGUAUGAUGAAAAACAAUCGUGGUGAACGAUGGCUAGGUGGCCAAUUUCUUUCCACUGAUCGUGUCAUCAUAUGGAAUGAUAUGGGAAAAUCAUUUCUUUAUAAAUUACCCGUAAAUAAACUAAAAGGCAAAGCUGUAAAGAGUUGUGUGCCUGGUAACAGUGAAUUCCAUAAUCUUAAUAUGACCAAUCAACCAAUUUUAUAUGCAACAUUGAUGAUGAAAAAUAAUGAACGAUUACUUUGUCCACCUGCCAUCGCCUUUUAUAACUUUUCUGAGAAAAUGAACGAUGAGUCUUCAGACAUUUCAAAAAUUGUGCUAUGUGGUGAUUCUCAUGGUCGAGUCUCAAUCUGGAAGUUGAAUGAUUACUUGGUUGAUUCAUUACAGGACAACAUUCCAGAAAUUGAACCAAAUGUUUCCCAUUCACUAACGGCUGCAUGGAAAGAACUAAAAGAUUUACCUUGCGGUGUCAUUGAUACUUUGUUGAAAAAAAUCGAUGAUCAUCCGAAUAGCUAUAAAAUAACCGCAUCAGUUUACAUACCUACUUUGGGUCGUUUAGUUUGUGGUCGUGAAGAUGGUUCAAUUAUAAUUGUAUCGGGUAAUCAAACUAUUAUGUUACAAUUGUUACUUGGACGUCAUUUGGCCUAUGAGGAUUGGCCUCAUCAUCAAGUUCUUUGUGGCCAUUCCGGUCGUGUCAAUACGCUAUUAUAUCCACAUCAUCUUGAAGAACGUUAUGAGGCUGCUCAUCUUGUUUCUGGUGGUGUAGAUUUUUCCGUCUGUUUAUGGGAUAUUUUCAAUGGUUCCUUGUUACAUCGAUUCCCAGUUCAUGCAGGUGAAAUUACUCAACUAUUUGCACCGCCUAAAGAUUGUAAUCCACGUGUAUUGAAUUGCGUAUGUUCGGUUGCAUCCGAUCAUUCGGUAGCAUUAUUAUCUUUGAAAGAACGUCGUUGCCUAAUGCUUGCAAGUCGUCAUUUAUUUCCAAUAACAACGAUAAAAUGGCGUGCUAGUGAUGAUUUUCUUGUUGUUGGUUGUAUAGAUGGAUCGGUUUAUCUAUGGCAAAUGGAAACUGGUCAUUUGGAUCGUGUUCUUCAUGGAAUGUCCGCCGAAGAAGUACUGAACGCUUGUGAUGGAGCUUCAAUGAAUACGGUGGGUGAUCGGUUUGUCAAUCCUGCUGUACAUUUAUUUCGCGGACUACGACACCGAAAUCUGGCCGCCAUAAGACAAGCAGCCGUUCGUGGCCUACAUAAUAUAAGUGAACAUCUACAGAAACAGCGACAAGAUAUAAUCGAUGCUUCCAUUCGAUCACGAACGAAUCCAUUGCUGAUACAAGGAUUGCGUACGAACCCGAAAGAUCAGGAGAGUCAUAUAUUAUUCUUCGAUGUUGAAGCAUUGAUUGUUCAAUUAUUAAGUGAAGAAUAUGAUUUAUUAUCACCUAAUACGAUGGAAUCUACUGGAUUAACAUCGAAUGUUGAAUAUAAACGUUUUUCUGAACUGGCCUGUUCAACUGAAUCGAAUAAACUUUCGGGUUUAUUAGCUAAAAUGAAAGAUACAGCUGAAAAUGCUGCGCAGAAAAUCCAGGCAAAAGCCGAAUCUGUUGGUUUCAAAAAUGUUUCUGGCGAUAUAAGCGUUGGUUUUUAUCGCAAAAAUUCUUCCGCAUCCACAGCGUCCGGUGGUGAUGGUAGCGAUCAAUCACGUCGAUCAGAUCCUCCAAAUAAAUUAAAUAAUCUAUAUAGCAGUGAUGAUCAUAUGCCUAUGGAGAUAGCUCGAUUACUUUUGUCAUUACUUUAUGCAUGGGGAUUGGAUUCAGAUCUGGAUAAAGUUUGUGAAUCGAAACUUGGUCUUUUAAGGCCAUUAAGACCCGUUUGUUUCGGAAUGAUUUCGAAAGGUGGUCACAUGUCAUUACUAUUACCGACGUAUUUGAAUCACUUGGCAGAAAAAUCAAAAGAAAAUGAUGUUUUAACAACAUCGAAAACUUCAAUGGCAUCUCAGCAGCGAACUAACCAACCUUUGAUUCGAGCUAAAAGUGUGAAAAUUGCAUCAACUUUGCCAGUAGAAUUACAAAUUUGCGAAGAAAUGGCACGACAAUUUACGGCACGUUUUCAUUGGGAGUUAUCCGCAUCUAUAACCACUAAUCAUCUUUUAUCAGUCAUUUCACUAGCUAAUACAUUCAUGAUAAUGGCGAAUGCUUCGUUUUCAUCAUCAAAAUUUGAAUCUAAUCGACGACGUUUGAUUCGAAAAUUAAGUCGACAAAAUAGCUAUACUCCCGGAAGUGGUAAUACUCCAAUCAAAGAGCCAUCUAUUGUGGAAAAUGAAAACGAUAUUAAAGUUCGACAGCAGCAAAUUCAUGAUGCAUGGCAAUUGAUUGGAGCAUUACAUUGUGUUAUGUUGCCCGAUCUUAUUAAAUCACCUUUUCUAAAACGACCAUUAGUUGAUUUACUUGCCAAACGUUGGCAAGAUCGUUGUAUUGAAAUUCGUCAAGCUGCUCAAGAUUUACUUCUAUCCGAACUGAAAUCAAUAGGAUCAAAAGGUCGUCGAUUGAUCGUAGAAAAAUGGUCACUUUAUUUACCCAAUUACGAUGAUAGAUUAUCCGAUUCUCACAUGUCAUCCAAUUCGGUUCAUAAUAAUAUCACAACGAACGCCAACUCUACCGUUUCGCAUAAUAUUCAAGCUCAUUAUAAUGCUCAUGCUACCACUCCGACGACUCCUUCAUCGGAUAAUUAUCAUCAUCAUAUGUCUAACAACGCUAAUAAUCAUCAUCAAUUGCAUGAAUAUUCUGAUGGUGAAGAUGGUGAUGAUGGAGACGACGAUGAUGAUGAUGAUGGUGAUGAUAUUCGAACACCAGCUCACUCGGGCACAAUUAAAUUCAGUACAUCUGGUUCGGAAGGUCGUCGCAGACAAGCUACUGCUAUUGUUUUGAUGGGUGUUAUUGGCUCGGUUUAUGGAAGUGAAAUCGAAUCAAACAAAACAACAAUUAACACAACAAAUCGUUUGAAUCCCAAUGAUCUUCAACCACCGCAACAGGUCCGUCGACGUUCAAUUAUUGAUGGAUUCGGUGGUGGCGGGAAUUAUAACUUAGCCCGAAAGACAAGCAAAGCAUUAUCAUAUCUUUUGUUAGCACCGCCAUCGAAUUCCUUACCCUAUCAUACAUCAUUACGUAGGGCUUCUAUUGAUUUGAUUGGUCGUGGUUUUGUCGUAUGGGAACCAUAUCUUGAUGUAUCGAAAAUAUUGCUUGCAUUGUUAGAGUUCUGUUGUAGUACCGACACAGAACAAUCGAUGGUUCCAAGUCUUAAAUUUGGCCUACCAUUAACACCGGCCGCUGAUUCAGCACGUACAGCACGUUGUGCUCUUCAAAUGAUUGCCGAAGCUAGACCGGCAGCAUUCAUAACGACAUUGGCCAAAGAAGUAACCCGUUAUAAUACAUUACAACAACAACAGCAAGCAUCAUUGAAUAUUAUUCCACAUCAAACCGUAUUGUAUCGUUCUCGUCCUGAAAUUCUACGAAAUCUUGAAUUGCUAAUCAAAGAACAUGAAAAAGAUGUUUAUGAUCUAAUCAUUGAAACAACUGAUAUUGUUCUUUAUUCAUUGGAUCAAAAUGCCCUCAAAAAUAAAGGUUUGGGGGAAAUGUUUCCCGCUUUAACUCGAUUUCAAAAUGUUACCUAUUGUUUGUCAUCUAAACGUGUUGCUGUUGGUUCAAAAACCGGAAAUCUGGCCAUUUAUGAAUUGAAAACGGGAAAAUCACAAUUAAUACAAGCACAUAAUGGAUUGAUCACUUGUUGUGCAUUUUCACCCGAUGGAAAAUAUCUAUCAUCUUAUUGUUGUACAGAGAAUAAGAUUUCAUUCUGGCUUACACAGGCCGUCGGUUUAUUUGGCCUUGGAAAUGCCCAAACUAGAUGUGUAAAAUCAUUAUCAUGUCCACCAAUGUCCGAACCUGUCAGAUCAUUAGGACCAUUAAAAUCGGCUAAAUUAGUCUGGGUAUCUAGUAAAUUAGUCAUAUUAUUAUUUGCCGAUGGUAAAGAACAUCGUUUUUGCAUCUAAUCAAUCCACUGGUUUUUCACAUCAAUACUGCAGUGAAAAAAGUCGAAUAUUUUAUUAUUUUUCGUUUGUUUUCUAUUUUAUUUUGUUUUGUCUGUUUGAUUCCAUUUUUGUUGUUUUUUUUCAGUGAGUUAAUAAAUAAGUGUUGCCAUAUAAAAUUCU
This is a messenger RNA of Dermatophagoides pteronyssinus (European house dust mite), 5045 nucleotides long. It is a transcript of the gene Rbcn-3B, whose product is annotated as WD repeat-containing protein Rbcn-3B. Gene Ontology annotation, molecular function: protein binding. Gene Ontology annotation, cellular component: cytoplasm. Lineage: Eukaryota; Metazoa; Arthropoda; Arachnida; Sarcoptiformes; Pyroglyphidae. The record is from RefSeq and is a predicted model, not a curated record.